Molecule: messenger RNA, 596 nt
Organism: Filobasidium floriforme
Lineage: Eukaryota; Fungi; Basidiomycota; Tremellomycetes; Filobasidiales; Filobasidiaceae
Product: vesicle transport protein
Exons: 7
Coding region: 76-492 (138 amino acids)
Biological process (GO): retrograde transport, endosome to Golgi; endoplasmic reticulum to Golgi vesicle-mediated transport
Cellular component (GO): endoplasmic reticulum; Golgi cis cisterna; Golgi membrane
Source: RefSeq, a predicted model, not a curated record
GACAACUUCUUUAGCUUGUCAACUCGGCCACGUCCUCGAGCCCCAUCAUCUACCUCAGUCAACUAUAAUCUCAAGAUGUGGCUCACAGAUGCGCAGAAGAUCGGAAUUGCCCUCGUGUCUUUCGGCAUGUUCUUCAUGUUCCUAGGGGUCAUGCUCUUCUUCGACGGAGCUCUCCUUGCUCUGGGCAACAUCCUCUUCAUCGCCGGACUCCCGCUGAUUAUCGGACCGACCAAGACCUUUUACUUCUUCAGCCGGAAACAGAAGCUCAGGGGGACGGUCUGUUUCUUCGGUGGGGUGGUCUUGGUCUUCCUCAAAUACCCUAUCAUUGGAGUACUCGUAGAAGCCGUUGGGUUCAUGGGUCUAUUCGGCGACUUCUUCCCCGUCAUUCUAAAUUUCUUGCGUCAACUACCUUUUAUCGGCACUUUCCUCUCCUUGCCAUACAUCCGAGGGCUCGUCGACCGGGUAGCAGGCGUAAGGCAGAGUGCGGUUUAAGAAGACGGACAGGUCAUCAGAGCGAACUUCAACUUGGGGGUCGGCCAGAAAUGUAUCCCGUAUAUGAACAAGAAUGCAGGAACAAACACAUGAAUAAGCUCAAU